UAUAGCAGAAAAGUUUUUUGGUCAUUAUUUAAAUUAUAAAUUUAAAUAGGCAAUCAUUUUAUGUCAUCAUCAAAAUCAAAUAAUUAUUUUCCAAUUUAUGUUCCCGGGCCCUAAACAAUGUCUUGGAAUAAAGAAAAAAGCCAAAGAAACUUCAUACUUUUAUUAGUCAUAUCAAUUGUUCUAGCGAUUUCGACAAUAUGCCUGAUGAUAUUCAACUUGGGCAAGUCAGAAAAAGACCACUAUUUUGGUUCAUUUAUUUACAUUAUUGCAACUUUAUUUGGAACAGGACUAGGUUGCGUUUGGUUUAAAAUCUUUCAAAGUAAACGAAUUUGGUCACAUGCUGCAAUUCAUACAAUAGUUCUUAUUUUAAUGAUAUUUUCGAACAGAGAAAUGUUUAUUCUUCUGAUUGAUGGAAAAGCCAAUGAAUGCUUUCGAAGAUACAGUUUAAGUUUGCUAAAUGUUGGUGUUUAUUUGAUACAGUACAUUUUAUCAUUUCAUUUAAUAAUUUUUCGAUACGGAACGAAUCCAUAUGAAAAAGCUUUCCGAACUGGAUUGCAUGCUUUUGGAGGAGUAUUUACAUUUUUUGUAUCAUUCAUGGAUGUAGUUGUUGUAUGGCGUAGAAUAAGUUGGGAAGACAUGAGUAAUUUCUACUUCCCCCUUGUGUUGGUCUUUUAUUUAAAAUUUGCUUACGCCGUUUGUCUUUGGUAUAUACUUCUUAAUCCUAAUUUCGAUUGGAGGCGUUUAAGAGUAUUGUCUAAGCAACAAAGCAGUAAAACUUUGCAAAAAAAGCAAAGUAAGCGAUCUGUAAGUCGUACUAUAGGCGAAAAUGAUCAAUAAAUUCCUGCAUGCAUCGACUCAUUUGAUUUGGAUUUAAAUAAUCGCAAGUUUAUUAUCAAUUUGUUAUUAUUUACGAUUGUUAUUUUACUUUAAACAAAUAAAAUAUAAUAAUAAUUAUUUUUGUUGGCUUCGUA
Molecule: messenger RNA, 971 nt
Organism: Eupeodes corollae
Lineage: Eukaryota; Metazoa; Arthropoda; Insecta; Diptera; Syrphidae
Exons: 5
Coding region: 118-837 (239 amino acids)
Source: RefSeq, a predicted model, not a curated record